AUGUCCCAGCCAGAGUCAGACUUCAAAGCUCAAUUCGGCAGCUGGGCGUCCCGGACGGCCUCGCAGUCCGGCGCCUCAUCGGCACCAGCCUUCUCGGACUGGUCUGAUUACGUGCGGUCCGGGGCCAACAAUCUAUACGACUCGUUGCCGUCGUAUAACACCAGCGGCGCAGCUGCACAGGAGCCCUCGUGGUUCCAGCUCAGCCGGUUCGAGCGAGUGGUCGCCUUCGGCUGUUGUCUUGGCGCAUCGCUCCUUUGCUUCACGCUAGGCUUCUUCGUGUUCCCGGUGCUUGCGUUGCGGCCCACCAAAUUCGCGGUGCUUUGGCUGAUGGGGCUGCUUCUCUUCGUGGUGUCGUUCGGCGUGUUGCAGGGCCCCAACGCGUACAUCCGGCACAUCACCAGCUCCGGGCGGAUAUUGUUUUCCGCUGUGUUCUUCGGCCUGAUUCUCACCACAAUGUACUGUGCGGUGGUGCUCAAGUCCACGGUAUUGACCAUCGUAGCUAGCGUGGUGGAGGUGUUUGCCAUCUUGUACUACGCAUUCAGCUACUUCCCCUUUGGCACGGCCACCAUCACGUGGUUCUCCAGCUAUGUGGUGGGGUACGUCGGCGGGCUCUUUGCCGGCCUUCUUUAGCGCUGGAGCUGUCCUCAGUCCACGCCGUUAGUUCACUUUUGAGCCGCCAUCCACGUUUUCGAGCGUGGAUGGUUGCGUAUGCACUUUGCAUCGCCGCAUGUACAUCUUCUCGAACAGAUAGGCUUGUCCUCCGGAUCAUCAGAGAUGCUUGGUAUCAAACCAUUGUGUCCUCCGGCAUGUUUUUCAUUAGGUCUUCCAUCAGGUCCUCCAUCAUUU
Metschnikowia bicuspidata var. bicuspidata NRRL YB-4993 is the source of this 846-nucleotide messenger RNA. It is a transcript of the gene SFT2, whose product is annotated as Sft2p. The transcript has a single exon. Gene Ontology annotation, cellular component: membrane. NCBI's taxonomy places the organism in Eukaryota, Fungi, Ascomycota, Pichiomycetes, Serinales, Metschnikowiaceae. The record is from RefSeq and is a predicted model, not a curated record. Gene Ontology annotation, biological process: vesicle-mediated transport. The coding region runs from base 1 to 630 and encodes 209 amino acids.